Messenger RNA from Botrytis porri, 765 nucleotides. RefSeq lists its product as uncharacterized. The record is from RefSeq and is a predicted model, not a curated record. NCBI's taxonomy places the organism in Eukaryota, Fungi, Ascomycota, Leotiomycetes, Helotiales, Sclerotiniaceae. Bases 1 to 765 code for a protein of 254 amino acids. The transcript is spliced from 4 exons.
AUGCCAUUCUUGUACGCUACCGGAAAAGCUUCGAUUCUCGUUGUUCCUUUACAAAAGAUUCUCGAGCCAGAACUCAAAGAUGUGACCGAGGCUAGGAUCGACUACAUUGAAAACAAAGUUGUUACCUACGAUCAUUUCUGGACUAUUUUUCAACUAGGUUGGAUACUAUACACGCAAAUAUGGGGUCGUGCUUCCACUAUAAAGUUUGUUUAUGGCUGUCCUAUCGACGAUGAGAAGAAGGGCCACUUCUAUCGAGUUGACUGUCAAGUUGUGAAUUGGGAUGGUGAGAAAUUUGGCUUUGAAUUGGUUCACCACGAGAUUCCAGAGUUUCUAGGCACGACUGAGAUCGAUACAAUUCCGAUUUUUCCACUCGAGUUUCAUCCAGAUCAAAAGAAGAUCAAAGCUGAGCUUUACAAACGCUCCUUUGCCGUUGGUGAAGAUCCAGAAUGUGGCUGCCCUAUCAAAGUAACCGUUGAUAGUCGCAUCAUUAUUGAUACUCGUGCAUAUGGCAAAUUCAAUCCCAACAAAGUUUCGUCCCUCAAGGCUGUUGACCAUAAGAGGGCUUCUGAAAUUGUCGAUCCAGAGUCAGACUAUGAAAACGAUGAGUACGGGCUGUACGAGGACGAAGUCGAUGGCUCUCCUAGAAACUCAACUUUGAAGACUGAUAAAGAUUUUUCCUGUUCCACCAUCAAACCUCUCCGCUCAGAACAUCUCAUCAUUUUUUCACCUCUUCUCAAAGGAUAUGCGCUAAAAGAGAAACUUUAG